AUGUGUUGCAAGCGCCGGCGUUCCAGGUGGCCGUGGCACCUCACCCUGGCCUACGGCCUCAACGGCCUCCGCCGGACAGCAGAGUCAGAGCCCACGGCGGUGGAGGCAGAACGGCACGCCUUGGAGGAGCAGAUCCGGCGGGCGCUGCCCGACGAGCUCCGCUUCGCCCAGGCAGAGCUUUGCCGCUUUGAAGACAUGACGGCUUUUGUGCCCUGGGACGGUGAAGCACCGGCGACGGAGCGCACAAAAAGGGGUCCGCGGGGCUCGGGUGCAGCGCCCUUGGAGAAGCUUCUGGAACUGGGCAAGAAGCCGCUCUUGGGUGGGGAGGGGACCAGCUCUUCACCACGGGUUGGGCCAGUGAUCCCGCCAAAGGAGCUGAUGUCUGUGAUGCAAUGGGUGCUGAUCCAAAGUCGCGACAUGCCUCCCGGCACCCUGCAGUGGUGGGCCAAUCCAAUGAGGGAGCCCUCCUCCAGGAGCGACACGGAGCUCAAAGAACUCCAACGCCAUGUGGAGAAUGGAUGGUCCUUCCCCAGGGACACCUUGCAAUUGUCGCCCUUGAGCGUGACGCUCUUCUUGCUGAAGUGCCUCGAGGUCUUACCCACGCCAUUGCUGCCGGCCAUCCUAGUGCAGGAUGCGGCGGGCGAUGCCAAGAAGAUCUCCUCCACGCUGCGAAGUUUGCCUGAGCUCAGUCGGGUGGUGCUGCUGACAGUGCUGGCAUUCUUCUCCCAAUUGGCGCUGCGACAUGGAGGCUGGCCCAUCGACUUCACGCCUCGUCUGGCGAGUUCUUUGAUGCAGGCGGAGCCAGCGCCAGAGCCAGCGGUGCAGCUGAUUCUGGCCCUCUCGGAUGAGGUCAAGGCGGAGAAGCGUUUCCCGCCCUUGGAGACCUUCAAGCGCCACGGCACCUGA
Durusdinium trenchii is the source of this 906-nucleotide messenger RNA. NCBI's taxonomy places the organism in Eukaryota, Dinophyceae, Suessiales, Symbiodiniaceae. The record is from the annotation of a GenBank genome assembly.